Molecule: messenger RNA, 1158 nt
Organism: Strongylocentrotus purpuratus (purple sea urchin)
Lineage: Eukaryota; Metazoa; Echinodermata; Echinoidea; Camarodonta; Strongylocentrotidae
Product: putative apolipoprotein(a)-like protein 2
Exons: 5
Coding region: 168-722 (184 amino acids)
Molecular function (GO): signaling receptor binding; endopeptidase activity
Source: RefSeq, a predicted model, not a curated record
CUGGUUUGCUGAUCAGUAUCAGUUUGCAUUCCUCGGGCUUGGACUUGUGUUCUUUGCAUACUUUAGUGAUCCUCAAAUUUUAGACGAACUGGUUGUUAUCAAACACCUCUAGAAGUUCAUGUAGGAUCUUUGGGAUUGCCUCUGGUGGAGGAAGGACGCCCUCAAGCAUGGGGUAUAUACUAAAGCUACAUGUAAUUGCAGCCAUCGUUGUAAUAGUGAAUGGAGUUCAGACAGUCAGUGUAUCAGACACACCUGCAUGUCAAGAAGAUUCUACUGGAGUGAACUACAGGGGAAACCUAUCUCAGACAAUCAACGGUCAUAAUUGUCAAGCAUGGACCUCUCAGGAUCCCCACCAACACGUUUAUACUCCAGCUGACUUUCCUAACGCGGGACUAGACGACAACUAUUGCAGGAGCCCAGAUAAUGAUGACACUGCUUGGUGUUACACCACCAAUCAUGGGAUAAUAUGGGAGUAUUGUGAUGUAGGUUUCCUCGACCCAAGAUGCAAAGCAUUACAUGACGUAAAUGACGUCUGUCUUCAUAUAACCACGAUGUCAUGUCCUUUGAUCACCUUGGAGAGCGGUGAGACUGUACAAUUGAUCCCAAAACCCAUGCAAUCCGAUCUAGACUGGUUAAUAUCCGACCUCCCAGCAGACCUCCAGAUUCCUGAUGAUGUCCAGCGUUACUAUUGCACCGAACCAGACAUAUGCAAGACACUUUGAUGCUGCUACACAUGUGACCACACUGUUUCCAGUGCCAGUAACAGCACGGUACGUCAGGUUUCAUCCUUUAGCAUCAUUUGAUGAUACGUCUUUGAGAUUCGAAGUACUUGGUAUCAACACCUGAACAAUAACGAAUUAUCGUUGAAUUGAUUUAUUGAUUUAUUUAAUCAUUUUGUUAUCCUUGUUUAUAAUUAUUUAUCUAUUUAUAUAUUAAAGAGAGUGUAGCAUGGCAAACAAUUGUUAACGCCAUCUACGUCUUCUUUCGAAUUACUGCACGUAAAAGAAUGGACUUCGUAGUCAGCGACCUAAUCUCUACUUGGUCAGCGCGCGCUAGCGUUUGCGAAACAGACCGAGUUUCUCCUUUGCGCUUGGUUUCGCGUAUGUUGCACGCACGUGAAUGCUGCGGUCGCGUCGUCCGUAUUCGUUUUAUACACGA